Molecule: messenger RNA, 15582 nt
Organism: Gallus gallus (chicken)
Lineage: Eukaryota; Metazoa; Chordata; Aves; Galliformes; Phasianidae
Gene: JAK1
Product: Janus kinase 1
Exons: 25
Coding region: 10479-13931 (1150 amino acids)
Biological process (GO): cell differentiation; cytokine-mediated signaling pathway; tyrosine phosphorylation of STAT protein
Cellular component (GO): cytosol; cytoskeleton; membrane
Molecular function (GO): non-membrane spanning protein tyrosine kinase activity; cytokine receptor binding; ATP binding
Source: RefSeq, a predicted model, not a curated record
GGAGGGGGGAGGUGGGAAAUGCAGUGUAGUGUUUGUAUCAUCCUGGCUGGUUUAGAAGAGGUGAACUUUUUAAGGAGCAGGUCCUGAGAUUUUAAUUGCUCAUGAGGGGGGUACCGAAGGCCUUGUAAACCUUCAAACAGGUUUUCUGGCAGGAAUCAUUGAUUUUCUUUUUCCCCCCUGAACAUUGUAAGUAAUAGAAAGAGCAGCUUCGUACAUGGAAAAGCAUAGUCUGUAUCUCUCACGUUGUGUAUAAUUCCCCAAUUACCUUUUGCCAUCCUUUUGAUAUCAAUAGCAAAACAAAGCUGUCUGUGUGUUAUGCGAUGAUGGUUAUUAAUACUCACUGUUUUGAAAUAACUGUCACACAUGUUUUUUGGUUAGCUCAUUUUUUUUUCCUCGUGUGAUAUGAGAGAGAAAAAUAGGAAAUAAAGGAAGGACUGAAAACAGAAAGUUAACAGAAAAGUUCAGGAUGUGCAUUGAACUAAGGGGAGGGAAACAGCAAGUUGCUGAGCUCCUGGAGGAGCAGAGGAGGCUCAGUGGCAGAGAACAAGCUGUGUGCAGCGGCUGGCUGCAGGAAACCCGUGCAGCAUAGGUGCACCUCCAGUGGCUGUGUUCUGCAAGGUGCUCAAGGCUUCUCUGUUAAGCUGCUCUGUUGCCUAAAGGAGGAUCUGCUGUUACAUUGAAUCACCGCAGUGUUUAGUGUUAUUAUCUCUGGCUUUUGCAGUGUGUAAGAUUUACCGUGUGUCAAGACUUGCGUUGUAUGUAUACACACAAGGAGGAGGUGGGAAGGCUCAGGGAGAUAAGAACGGGGUGGAUAUGUGUAUAAUACAGCAUUGGUGGGGUUUUGGAGCCCUGGGUGGGUUCCCAGUCCCUUGUUUUAAUUUCAGCUGUGCCUAAGGAUGCAGGUUACAGGUUGCCCAAGGAGGCUGUGGGUGCCCCAUCCCUGCAGGCAUUCAAGGCCAGGCUGGAUGUGGCUCUGGGCAGCCUGGGCUGCUGGUUGGCGACCCUGCACGUAGCAGGGGGUUGGAACUGAUGAGCAUUGUGGGCCUUUUCAACCCAGGCAAUUCUAUGACGAUCCUAACUUUGGCUAAGCAGCCUGGUUGUUCCCACAGUGCAUUUCUGCCCCAGACUUGCAUGGAAAUGCUGAAUUCUUUCUUCAUAUAUUGCGGUAAUAUUGACUCUUGUCAAAAUUCCUGCCCGACAGUAAUGCUGCCACUGAAUUAUCUCCCAAGUGGUAGGGCAGGCACAGCUCCUUGCAGAUCAAAGUAUUGAACAUCUUCCAGCUGUAAAUAGAGGAGGAGUGGUACAGACGUUUGUCAUUUCCUCCUGUGAAAUGGCCUGCUGGUUUCUUAUAAACCAUGGUUCUGGAGGCUGCUGCUCCAGCAGAGAGGCCUCUGCCUCAGGCAGCGCUCAGCACUGCUCUUCUGCUGCACCUGAGGUGGAGAGGGCAGCUCUGCCCAGCUCUGGGACUGCUGUGCAUACACAGGUGCUUGCAGGCAGGGACGAAGAGCUCAAAACCUGCUGGCCUUUGGAGUUCCAGACCUCCUGCAUCAUGAUUUCUUUGGAUCACUGUUAGUGCAACGCCUUGGUCUGGGAUUCAGCAACUCACCUUGAAAUAUUAAAAAAUGCUUCCGUCCCCCUAAGUGAGCCUUUUAGUGCCUUAAUUAAGGAGGAUGGAGCGGGCCAAGAUAUUGCAUCUGCAGUUUGGGCAGGGGAGGGAGGGAGGAGGGGAGCACUGUGAGAAAUGUGUUUGUGCGUUGAUUCAGUUUUUCAGGAAAUGAAUUUGGCAGGCCCAAAUUUAUACCCGUUUGGAGACAGUAGGAGCACAAAGCAAUAUAUUAAACAAAACAAACCUUACAGGCCUUGGCACUUGUGCGGUCUAAACAGCUUCCUGUAGCUUGCCAUCCCCAGAUACCCGUCUGUUCCCUGCUCUGGAUCUUAGCAGUGUUUCAUACUUUCAAAGCAAGUUUUUGGCUUUUGGUAGUGCUGUAUUACUUUGUGGGGCAUUAAUUAUUUAAGAGAAAGGAGGAAAAAAAAAUGCAAAAGGUACCAACAAGUUCAAGUGUUGCAUCAGACUCACACUUGUAUACUGAAACCUGCUUACAAACCUUACAUGGUGGGCCUUUUCUUGUUGGGCUGAAUUUUGUUGUUGCUGACCCACGAGUGUCAGCAUCUGUCACAUCAGGAGUCGAUGGUCUCCUUUGUGGAGAGGAAGUCUCAGUUCUGAGGCCCGAGCAAGAACAUUUACAAGGUGGCAUUUGCAGUUUACAGCUCACACCACUGUUUUCUUGUACGCUCUUUCAUGUUUACUGAAGAUGCACAAGGCAUAACCUUUCACUUCCUGAGUGUUUCUGUAUUUCACUUUUCCUCAGAGCACGGCAAAACAGAUAAUAAUGAUUUUGAAAUUGUCUGAGCCCAUAGAUUUAGAGAGUUUAAAAGUUCAAAAGAAACCAGCUGGGUAAGCUGGCGAGUGUGACCUGCGUGCACCUGCCUCUCCUGCCCCCUUACAUCUCCCUGACGUGGCUGGAGCUCUCUGCUCUGUGGGGGAUCUGUUCCUCCAAAAAAACAAUGUCCAACUCACCUUUUUUUUUUUUUUCCUUUUUCAUCCCACUGAUUCAUUGCAUUUCUAUCAAACUAUUUUUUUUCCCCUUAUUUGAAUCUUCUGCCUUUACUUCUUGUUCUCAUUUUUCCACUUGAGAGCCAUUUAGGCUCUCUUCCCACUGCUAGUACUUGCAGUAGGGCAGUCCUAAGUUACCAAGCAGAUUUCCUGCUCACCACAUCUUGCUGUGGGAAGUCUUGCUUCCUGCUCAUUUGGAUGCCUUUUCAUUGUGUGCACAAAGAGCAUCGAGUGCCGUGGCCGUCUCACUCUGAAUUCCAACUUAGCUAAUUUGCUGCUUUGCUCCUGCUGUGUUCUAUCCUAGAUUUAGAGGUCUACAUUUGGCUGUGUUGGCUGAUGGUGCUGUCUUUUGGUUUGAAUUGCCCCAGCUGGUGUUUUGGUGACUCCAGCUGAGCAAUGGGUGCUAAUAGCACCCUGAGGGUGAGCACCCCUCAGCGCCUCAUCCCCCCUCUUACUUUCCUAGUGGAAACUUCAGGUAGUUGUUCUUCCCCCAUUAAUCCAGUCUUUUCUCCUCAGAGUCUCUGGAUUCUGUACAGCAGGGACUUAAGCUGAAGGGAGAGAAAGGUGCAGCUGAUGGUUUUGUUGCAGUAAUGGCUGCAAUUUCAGAACUCGACACUCACUGCCUUCCUCCAUGUCCAAAGCUGGAGUGGUUGGCGUUGGUUCGCUCUUAGAGCUGAUACAGGUGCUAGUGACCACCACCUGAAACAGUCACGUGCCCUCAUGACUUGUGGCUGGUUUUCUAUUAGAAACAUCUGUGCCUUGUUUGGAUAGAUACCGGCUUACAUGUAUUUCAGCUGUCUUUUUGCUGAUUGCUUUUUACAGUCUCUUAACUCUGCCUUUUAAGAGGCAGGCGAUAAUGAAGAGUAGAUCCAGCUGUGAAGUGACAGUGGGUCGGAGCAAAAACAACUCGAUCCCUGUUGGUUUGUAGGCUUAUAGCUGCUCUUUGCCAAGAAAACUUCUGUUGGUGCUGCGUAUCGUCGCCCCCAUGGAAGAUACAGGUUGGUUUUUGGAUGGUUCAGAACAAGCCCCCUGUAGCCUUAUGGUUGUGUUGUAUGUAAAUGCAUGUUACUGGCACAGGCACUGCCUGCCUGAAUUCUUGCCUGGAAGCCUUAGUUUGCAUGGUUUUAUAGCACCUCUUAGGUUUUAGCAGUAAUUCAUGGCCAGCAGUGCCUUUUUGUAAGUAUAUCUUCAGUUAAUAUGGGGGAGAAUAGAAUAGGUUUGACUUCACUGUCAAAGACACACUUAAGAAGCGAAAGGACACUUUGGGAUAGCUGACUUUAAUAAAAAAAAAAGUGCUCAUUUUUACAAAAUAAGAACAGCAUUCUUCUGCCAAGUUACAGGAAAAAAAGUCUUGGUGGUUUUUCAGUUCCUUCAACUUCCUGUACGUGUGACUGCAAAACAGUCGAGUUAGAUCUGUCUGAGUAAGGCACUGGCAAGCAGAGGGCUUCCUUCGCUUUAAUAAUGAUAAUUAAAAAGAAAAAAAGCAACUUUUAAAUCCCUGAGUAUUGAGUGUAUGUGAGCACAGCCUGAGAGCCAAGAUCCAGCCUGCUGCUUUGCUGUACAGAUUCGCUGUUCGCCCUUUGUUGGUAUCAGCUGAAAGCUUUCCCUGCGGUAAGGGUCUCUCCAGGUCUCGUUGCACUGUGUUCUUGUAAGUUUGCUGUUCAAUUAAAAGAAAAAUGAGGCAACGUUUUUCUUGGCUCGCUAUGUGUGUAGGAGGAGGAGGGAAGCAGCGCUGUAGGGCUAUUGGUAAGACCUUGGUUUCACAUUGCAGGUCACAGGGUCCUAUUGUAAUGCUCUCCUGUUGUGACUUGUCACCCCUCCAGCUGAGCAAGGUGCUCUGGAUGGGUGCCUGCUGCAGUGCAGAUGGCUUCCCAUCAGCUCCCUCCCCUGCUUUCUGCAGAGAUGUUUGAACUUGAAUGCUUUGUGUCAUGAAAAUCCUGCUUUUGGAGCACUAGCACGCCUUGAAGUGAGAGCAGUUCAACUCCGUGUAGCCCUGUAUGCAUGAAGUAGGUUUCUUCUGGAGCUAACUUGCACCCCUGUUUAUACACAGUGUGUCAUUUAGCAUGCAGGGAAGCACACAGAACCACCCUCUUGCUCUUCAUACUAAAUUAAUUUUAUGUGGUGAGGUCAGGACCUGCUGACCUGUAAAUCUGUGAUAGGACUGCCUUUAUAGGGAAAGAACUCUGAGCCAUGCAUUAGCUUCCCCUCUCGAGGCCCUGCCAGCAUGGUUGCAUGCCUGGAGAUUGUUUCCUGCUUUCUUUGUACAAAUGCCUUAGGACUUUUUCAACCCAUUGUGUGUUACUUAGCUGCGUGGUAAAGUUUAAUUAGCAAUGAAUUGCUAUACUUGUAUGCAUACACCCUUCAAACUCCUGUUUCUGUUGGAAUUCCAAGCAAAUGCAGCAGAAGGCAGAUCAGUGUGUAUCUCUAAAGCAGGGUAGUUACACACCAUGCAGUGAUUACAUACCACAGAGCUUGGAAUGAGUUCUUGAAGUGGGCUCAGCCUUUAAAGCACAGCUGAGAUGCAAACUGCAGUUCUUCCUGAGAGUUCUGCUGAAGCUGGCAAAGCCUCUCCUUAGGACUGCAGCGUCUUUUUCCAUUGCUCAUGGUUACAAAGCACUUCCAGCAGUGCUGGUUUUGCACUGAAGGUCAAGGGAGCUGCAACGUGGGCAGCUGCGCUGCUGUAGCAGUUGAGGCUCAUGCAGUGAUCAAGGUAGGAAAAUGGAGCUCCAGAGGACCAGAGGGGUUUCUUCUCUUUAAGACAGAGGUUUUGAUACAAGUUUGUAUGAUUUUUUUUUUUUGGUGUCUUAACUGCGUUAUACUUUAAAAGAAAACCCUUUUUCAUAGUGACUUACAGCUGGGGGUAGUUUAAUAAGCACUGUUGGACCUUCUGAUUCUAAUCUUGUUAAUGAGUGCACACCUGUGGCCCUACACAGCUCUGGGUUUCAGUGGGGUGGUGCAUGGAGGAGGUGCUCACAGACAGGCACAGCUGGCAGGCACUCACAUUUGGUCUGCUGAACUCUAACCAGAGCCUUAAGGAAAAAGCUGUGAUAGCAGAGAUCAUCAGUAGGUGGCAAAGAGACUGCAUUGGGAAUUCAACUUGAGAAGUCAUGUCAUAUAAAGAAGCUUGGUGUGGUGGGGUUCCUUCAGUAAGGAACGAGUCCAGAGGAGGGCACACAGCAGGGGGUCGGAACGAGGCGAUCAUUGUGGUCCUUUUCAACCCAGGCCAUUCUGUGAUUCUAUGAAAGCGUUCUGCGACCCGUUUUUGACUUGGAAAUGCUGAUUUGAUUUCUUGCAUCCCGAGUCCCACGUCAAGUUUCCUGGUUUUGCAGCUGAGGCGUACCUUUGUGGCUCAGUUUGAAUCGGUUUCUGUUCAUUUCCAGGAGCUGCAACCUGAAAAAAUGAACUUGUGUAUUUUUGCAUGAGUAAUGUGUGGUUGGGAAGAGCUCAGUCCAAUUAAUUUUGCAAUAGUUCUGUGCUCUUUUCCUUUUCAAGUAAUGAUUUUAUGGCUAUGGUUUAGUUAUAAGGCAGAGGCACUGGAUGUAGGCAAAGAAAGGCAUAAUUUGAUUCUGAUACAGUUUUGAUAAUGCCAAAUGCCACCUUUAUGCUUCAGAAAAUGGGUACUGCUUCCUUUGUGCACCAAACAGUUCUAUUUUUAUUUUGAUGUGUGAACAAAGCCUAAUUUCUUCCAGAACAAAGCCUGAUGUUCUGCAGGUGGUUUUGUUGCUGGAGUCGUUUCUUUUGUUGCAGUCCUCAAAAGAAUAAGUACUGAUAACGAGUAAGGAAUGAUUUUGUGCUGGAAUACCUAUAAGAAAGCAAUUAUAGAAUGGUUUGGAAGGGACCUUUAGAGGCCAUCUGCUCCCACUGCCCUGCAGUGAGCAGGGAUGCCCACAGCUCUCUCGGGUGCUCACAGCCUGGUCUGUGCUGUGCUUGUUCAGUCCCCAUGCCACACCUGAUUGCUCUCUCAUUACAAUAAAUAGAAAAGAAUCAACAAGAGCUAAAAAUAUUUUUGUGGCUUCUGUAGCUCUCAAAGUCCAGUCAUUCUGAGCUCAAAUGACAGGGUGGCUGUUCCAGAGGCUCUGCUGGAGCAUUUUUCUGGUGACCGGGUCAAGAAUGCGAUCACAGCUAGCAGAACAAGCAGCCUAAAUGAAGUGCUGUGCCCUGAUUUCAGUGACUCCUGGUCACAGCUGUCAAAAUUUCUUGCAAAAAAAAGAAGGGAAGUGACCUGGUAUUUGAUGUACGAUUAACAAAUUGUGUCUUCUGUUCUCAUCGAAGGAAACAAACAAGUGUGGAGCUGCUCCUUCUGGGUGAGCUUGUUCUUGAAUGUGUUCUGCCCAAGGAUGAAGCACUGUUCGCAGGUUGCCCAAGGAGGCUGUGGAUGCCCCAUCCCUGCAGGCAUUCAAGGCCAGGCUGGAUGUGGCUCUGGGCAGCCUGGGCUGCUGGUUGGCGACCCUGCACAUAGCAGGGGGUUGGAACUGAUGAGCACUGUGGUCCUUUUCAACCCAGGCCAUUCUGUGGUUCUAUGAUAUGAUCUUGUGCCACCAGACUUUCAUGUUUUCAGAAGAUAUUAAUACUGAGAGACGAAUUGUGCACUGAGUGCUGGGAAGGACAAAAGGACUGGUUGUAAGCAGAUGAAUGGUGAGGGUCAGCUCUAUGUGGGCUCAGUGACAAAAAGGAAAAUCGGACUAUCUCAUGGCUAUGGGUAUCAUAUGCUUUAAAAAGAAACAACGUUGUUAAUGAGCUCUCUUGACAAGUGUUGUUGAGACCCUAUUCUCUGCUGAAGGCUUUGCUUUGCAAGGAGUAGAGCAAUGUGAAGGUGGGGUGGGCGCUGCGUGAGCACUCUCAUCCCACAUGGGUGACGGUCCUGCUGGAGCCAAAACCAUCAGGUACAUUCCCAGAAGCAGUUUCCCAUGACUCCCCCCAGCACGUUGCUGUGAGAUGGCUUUUGGAAUGGAAAGGAGAAACUGUGGGAAGUACCGAAAUCCCCUCUUCCCUCAGCACUUUCUGCUUUGGAGUCCUGCAAGGAUGUGUGGGUAUUCUGAAGGUUUGUAAGGCUGGGUUUGAAUGUGACUCCUGUGGUCCCCAGGACACUCAAGCAGUGGCAUCCAGCUCAGCGUUCAGAGACAGAGGUGGUGUUUGUGUGCUGACGUGGGGGUCACAGGUUCUGCACAAGUGACUCGUGAAGUACCUACAGCACACUGAGGUUUGGAUUUAUUUCUCCUUAAUAAUGAAGGAAUCUUUUAUUUUCUAUUUGCCAAGAAAGAUUGGCUCUCAAAUGGUAUGGAGAAAUGCAGCAUGCUGUUUUUAGCUGCAAGUAGCCUUGCAGAUUGAGGACAACCACUGCAUAUGCACAGGCAUUGCAUACCUGAAAAACAAAGUACAACUUGUACGUGAUUAGCACAGAACCCAUUUAAUUGAGCACUGUAAAUUGAACACUGGGGCAGAGCUGUAGGUUGGUUCUGGCCAAGUUUCUAUGUUGUGAGACACAGGGAAGGAUUUUGGUGGGUUGUUUGAGAAACAGUGUAUUUCUUCUCUAUGAAGUUUGUAUGAUGAUUCUCAGAUGGUGUAAGAAGGCUGCUGGAGGAGUGAUACCUCCCAGCUACUGCAGGAGUUACAGCUGCAUUUGGCUUUUAUUUCGGAGUAAAGUGUCAAGAUCAGUUGUAACUCCUUGCUGUGAGUUUGUUCUGUCUGAAGUCUCUCCCAUAUGGACACCUGCUUAAUGUAACUGCUGUUUGUUGAAAUCUUUUCCCUUUCAGAGAAGACCUUCCAAAGCGUAGAGCACUUGAUGGGGUUACAGAUGGAUAGCCCUUAUGGCUGGUUCUGAAUUUAGCCCAGCAUUAUGGUUCCUUUAAAGUUGUUAUGCAUUUUGAGUUGGUUUUACAGGGGGAGGCAGCCCAUUGGCACAGUGGUUUGGAGUGAAGCUUCUGGUCUGCCUAACGCUCCGGGGUGCUGCUGUGAACGAUGCGGAACGCCUGGUAUAGGAUGGCAGGUUCUUGUAGGGUCUGAGCAGAGUAAGGCUGGGGAUAUUUGCACGUUAGGAUAAACCAACAGCAUAAUAAAAUCUGACAGUUUUGUUAAAAUUCCUGCAUGUUAAUUACAAUUGAAUUUGUAAGCUACUUUUGUGUGUGCUCCAUCCCUGGAGGUGCCCAAGGCACCCAAGCUGGUGCCUGACCUAGUGGCUGGCAACCAGCCCAAAGCAGGAGGGUUGCUAUGAGAUGAUCUUCAAAGCCCCUUCCAACCCAACCAUUCUGCAGUUCUAGAGACAGAAAAAAGGAAGUACUUCCAUGGUUACAAGCGUUUAGAGCUGAGGCUCAGGUGGCCAUCUUAGAGCACUGAGUUUGGGUUUGGUGGCACAUGUACUGUGCACCCCCUGCCUUGCUUAUUGGCUUCUACAGAUGUGCACUUGAACAGCCAGUUUUGCACCCCUGAGCUUUUUCCCUGAGCAUUACUCUGUAGGAAGCAUUUUCCCCGGAACAGCGGCCCAGUGGUGUUAGCAUGCUGUCUGCCUGGAGGGAGGCAGGCAGUGCCCAGCUGGCUGCUAACAGUCCCUUUUCUCAAUAGUCCUCAGUUCUGAAAUUCAGGCUUUGUAAUUGUAAAGCAUAGAGUUGCAUCACAGCAUACAAAACGAGGGGAGAGGUGUGCUGGAAAUCGCCUCAAGCUUUUAUCUCUCCUGCUCUUCUCUCAACCCCCUUUCCCAGCCUUCUGAUGGGAAGACCUCCCCGUGAUCCUCCUGCUUUGGGGCUGUGUUUACUCUUUUGUGCAUUGCCACUCAUAGAACCACAGAAACAAGCAAACGGUAUGAAUGCACUCUCCCUAUUGAAAAUUACAGCCCUGACUUCACAGUAGAGAGCUGAUUUCAAGUGUGCCUCUUCCUCCCUCCCUAAAUUGAGAACACUUUUUGUCUCGUGGUGUCUGAGAUGCCAAAUAUAUUGUUAGUUCUGGUAUCAAGUAGAAAAGGGGAAAUACGAAACCCCAGCUCUCGAGCACAGUUCCUGUUUUUCUGACUCGACAGCUUGAGCUCGGGGUUCAUCGCUGUGAGCCUCGGUUGGGUUGGGAAGCAGACAAAUGCCAUUUGAUAGCCAAGCUAAUGGGUCGCUGUGGGCAUAACGCUCAUCUGUCCUCACUUUCUUCUGAGCAAAGAUGCCCCCAGACCAAGUCAUUUACGCUUGUCCUGGUGGAGAGAGCAGGAAGGAGUCAUUUUUAAGAUGGGCACAGGUGCUGUUGACCUCUCUUUCUUCUUCCCCUUGUUGUUUUAUUAAUGGUCUCUUAAUACAUGGGUAUCAAAAUAUAUGUAAUGCAUCAGUAUGUUACUGCAAAUCAGACAAAGACUUGGGUAUAUAUGGUUUUUCAGCACAUCAUUUGUUCUGGAGGAGCGCUGAUGUAUGUAAGCGUCCAGAUCACGUAUUGCCACCUACAGUGUACGUGCAGUGGAUUGCAGUUGUGAGGAGCUUGAUUAGUCUUGACUGCACAGGUGCUGCUAAGCUCUUGUGAUGGCUUUUCCAUUCUCCUCUGAUGUUUUGAUCGUAAAUGUACAGUCAAAGUGUAGAAGUUACAAACUUAACUAGAUGGAAAUUCCCCAUCUCUGACCAGUACUUCCUGUAAACUCCUGUAAGUAAGACUAAGAUGUGCUUUAAAAGGUUUGAGUUUGUUUUUUGGUGAUUUGAACAAAGAAUGCCAUGGGUGCUGCAUUCCCACAGCCUGCGUACCCAACGCGUGGACUUCUCUGAAGGUUGUGUUGGAGCAGCUCAGUAACUCAGCAUGGCUGCAGCUGGGAAGGAAGGAGGGAUUAAAAGCCAGACACGAGUUACCCUUGGAGAGCGUGAAGAUAAUCUGUUUCAGUUGCGUUGAGGAUCAGACAGACACAUAAAUGCAGUAUCUAAACGUAAAAGAAGACUGCAAAGCCAUGGCUUUCUGUGCAAAAAUGAGGAGCACGAAGAAGAGCGAAGUAAACUUGGAAGCUCAGCACCAGGGCUUAGAGGUACUCUUCUACCUGCAAGAUAAAAGCCCCAUUUGUUAUACCAGUGGCGAGUUUACCUCUGAGGAGCUGUGCAUCGAAGCUGCCCAGAAGUGCUCUAUAUCUCCUCUGUGCCAUAAUCUCUUUGCACUGUUUGAUGAGAACAGAAGGCUCUGGUAUGCACCAAACCAGGUCUUUAAGAUAGAUGAAAAAACAUCGCAACGGCUCUAUUAUCGAAUGAGAUACUACUUCACAAACUGGCAUGGGACUAGUGAAAACGAACCCUCGGUGUGGAGGCAUUCCCCAAAGAAGUCAAAGAACUCUUAUGACAAGAAGCUGGCGCCAGAAGGAACCCCAAUCCUGGAUGCAAACUCAUUGGAAUACAUCUUUGCACAGGGUCAGUAUGACUUAGUGAAGGGACUGGCGCCAAUCCGUGACCCUAAAAAUGAUCAAGAAGUUCAUGAAAUUGAAAAUGAAUGUCUGGGAAUGGCUGUGCUUGCAAUCUCUCACUAUGCUAUCAAGAAAAAUGUGAAGCUGCCAGAGCUGCCCAAAGAUAUCAGUUACAAACAUUAUAUUCCUGAAACGUUGAACAAGACCAUCAGGCAGAGGAAUUUCCUAACCAGGAUUCGGAUAAAUAACGUUUUCAAGCAUUUCCUCAAGGAGUUCAACAAUAAAACCAUUUGUGACAGUAGUGUGUCUCCACGCGAUCUGAAAGUUAAAUACUUAUCAACAAUGGAGACUUUGACUAAAUAUUAUGGAGCAGAAAUUUUUGAGACUUCAUCUCUGCUUAUUUCAUCCGAGAGUGAAAUAAAUAGAUUUAAUUGUGGAGACGGUGAGAUCAUUCCGCUCUAUGAAGUCAUCGUGACAGGAAACAAUGGAAUCCAGUGGAGGCUUAAGCCAAGUUCUGUGCAGACAGAGAAGAAGAAAAAGUCUGAUGGCAAAAUCAAAAAGGAUGAAGAUAGAUACAAAACCCGAGAUUUGUGGAACAAUUUUUCCUAUUUUCCUGAAAUCACUCACAUUGUCAUCAAGGAGUCUACAGUUAGCAUUAACAAGCAGGAUAACAAAAAGAUGGAAUUAAAACUGUCCUCACAUGAUGAAGCUCUGUCAUUUGCAUCAUUGAUAGAUGGAUACUUCAGACUUACAGCAGAUGCCCACCAUUAUCUCUGCACAGAUGUGGCUCCCCCACUGAUUGAACACAACAUAAAGAAUGGUUGCCAUGGACCCAUUUGCACUGAAUAUGCCAUCAACAAACUGCGACAGGAAGGGAAUGAAGCAGGAAUGUAUGUGCUGAGGUGGAGCUGCACAAACUUUAACCACAUCCUCAUGACAGUGACUUGUCUUGAAGGCCCGGAGAUGAUAAAUAAUUCAGUCCAGUACAAGAACUUCCAGAUUGAGGUGAAGAAAGGCGGGUACUUCCUACAUGGCUCAAACAGGUCUUUUGCAUCCUUGAAAGAGUUGAUGGAUCACCUGAAAGGACAAAUCCUUCGCACAGACAACAUCAGCUUCACACUGAAGAGAUGCUGCCAACCAAAGCCAAGAGAAAUCUCCAACUUGCUGGUUGCAACCAAGAAGGCUCAGGAAUGCCAGCCUGCUUAUCAUCUAGGGCAGCUGAGCUUCCAUCGAAUCCGCAAAGAAGAAAUAAUGCAGGGUGAACACCUUGGAAGAGGGACAAGAACACAGAUUUACUCAGGGAUUCUCAACUACAAAGAUGAUGAGAAUGAAGGAUAUCAAAACGAAAAAGAGAUUAAAGUGCUCCUCAAAGUUUUGGACCCCAGUCACAGAGAUAUUUCUUUGGCCUUCUUUGAAGCAGCAAGUAUGAUGAGGCAGGUUUCUCAUAAGCACAUCGUCUUCCUCCAUGGAGUCUGCGUCCGUGACUUAGAAAAUAUCAUGGUUGAAGAAUUCGUUGAAUUUGGGCCUCUGGAUUUGUUUAUGCAUCGAAAAAGUGAACUCCUGACAACUCCCUGGAAAUUCAACGUAGCCAAGCAACUUGCAAGUGCGCUGAGCUACCUGGAGGAUAAGGAUUUGGUACAUGGAAACGUGUGUACUAAAAACAUCCUACUGGCAAGAGAGGGAAUUGACACCGAAUAUGGCCCUUUCAUAAAGCUGAGCGACCCAGGAAUACCAAUAACUGUGCUGUCCAGACAAGAAUGCGUGGAGCGAAUCCCCUGGAUUGCACCCGAAUGUGUUGAAGACUCAAAAAAUUUAAGCAUUGCAGCAGAUAAGUGGAGCUUUGGUACAACACUGUGGGAAAUCUGCUAUAAUGGAGAAACACCGCUGAAAGACAAGACGUUGGCAGAGAAGGAAAGGUUCUACGAAGGGCAUUUCAUGUUGAUAACACCAUCGUGCAAGGAACUAGCUGACCUGAUGAAACAGUGCAUGAACUAUGACCCCCACCAGAGACCCUUCUUCAGAGCUAUCAUGAGAGACAUCAACAAACUGGAGGAGCAAAACCCCGAUAUCGUCUCGGAGAAGAAGCCUGUUACAGAGGUCGAUCCCACACUCUUCGAAAAACGGUUCUUAAAGAGAAUCCGUGAUUUGGGAGAGGGCCACUUUGGAAAGGUUGAACUCUGCAGAUACGAUCCAGAAGGUGACAAUACAGGAGAACAAGUGGCAGUUAAAUCUCUGAAGCCGGAGAGUGGAGGGAAUCACAUUGCUGAUCUCAAGAAGGAAAUAGAAAUCUUGAGGAAUCUGUAUCAUGAGAACAUUGUCAAGUAUAAGGGAAUUUGCACAGAAGAUGGAGGAAAUGGGAUUAAACUCAUCAUGGAAUUUCUUCCUUCUGGGAGCUUAAAGGAGUAUCUGCCACGAAACAAGAACAAAAUCAAUCUCAAACAACUUCUCAGAUAUGCAGUUCAGAUCUGCAAGGGGAUGGACUACUUGGGCUCCCGUCAGUAUGUGCACCGUGACUUAGCAGCAAGAAAUGUCCUUGUUGAAAGUGAGAACAGAGUGAAAAUUGGAGAUUUUGGUCUCACCAAAGCCAUUGAGACUGAUAAGGAGUACUACACUGUCAAAGACGACCUCGACAGCCCUGUAUUUUGGUAUGCUCCAGAAUGCUUGAUUCAGAGUAAGUUUUACAUCGCCUCAGAUGUGUGGUCUUUUGGAGUGACGCUGUAUGAACUGCUCACCUACUGCGAUUCGGAGUCCAGCCCAAUGACAGAGUUCCUGAAGAUGAUUGGCCCCACGCAGGGCCAGAUGACAGUAGCACGGCUCGUGCGUGUCCUACAAGAAGAGAAGCGUUUGCCACGUCCACCCAACUGCCCAGAGGAGAUCGACCAGCUGAUGAGGAAAUGCUGGAUAUUCAAGCACGAUAAGCGGACGACCUUUCACAACCUGAUUCAAGGGUUUGAAACGAUUAUGAGCAAGAUGUAAUUCAGUUUUUAUACUGUCAGUACUUCAAUGGUGUGUCAAAAUAUAAAUGCCCAAGACCUUUCAUUUUUUAACUACUGUAAUUUGUAUUCUGACUGUGCUAGUGUGUUCAAAGGAUCGUUUUUCCAACAGUUUUCCUUUUUCUUUUUUAAAAUUUAGUCAACAGUUGGAUCAAAUUAAUUACAAGGUAUGGCAAAAACAAUAGCUUCAACUCCUCUUGCGCCAGUUACCGCAAGACAGUUUUCUCUUUGUUAUGGUCUCACUCCACUCUGAACUACCCUGCUGAAUGUGAGCUGAACGCAGUGUCAGAAAUUGCUACAGUUCUUAGCACGCCUCAGUGCAAGCUGUAGCAUUUAAAACAGGUUUGCUGUUCACACUUAUUCUGUGAACUAGUGGAUGCAACAGAAGUCAUCCUCACUUCUUAUGGAGUGCUGAGGAAGUUUGGAGAAAAUUCUGGCUGAUGAAUCCCCUCUCUGUGCACUUACAUUUCAGAAACAAGAAACCAAUUUGGCAUAAAAAAAUCUAGAGAACAAGAACAUAGUCUGAAGCCAGCUGCAGCUCCAUGCUCUUCAAGAUGCUUUUAAAGUGUUGAUUGAUUAUCAUAUUUCAAAAAGAAAUUAAAAAAAAAGGCACGAAUGAGCAUGUAUAUUUAUGCAUUUCAUUUGAGAAGCCCAGUUUCUGGAUAAAUGUAUUUGCUUUUCCCAGCCAACCCUCCAUGCCCUCUUUACCCAUCUCUCCCUCUCCCAAAACUCUCCCCCCAUGAUGUAGCUGUUAAAUGUGCAAACACAUUGAUCUCCAGCUUGUACUGCAGCUAAGUGAGCUACAGUGCCAUGAGAUGUGCACGGGAAAGUACCUGGGGGGAGAGAGAGACUAUUAAACCAUGUACAGAUUUAGGGGGAAUACUCCCCCAGCAAAGAAUAACUUGGUAGAGUUUUGAGCACCAGGAAAGCUUACCUAGGGAGAAAGAAAGAACACUCUGACCCUAAAAAUGUCGUCUUGUUAUCAGCAGUGCCAGCAAAGGAGUGCACACGAUACUUGUUUUUUGUCAGUGACUUCCUUGGCCAGCAUGCUUGUGCAUCUUAGCAGUUUGUUCCUGUGAAGCUGCUCCCUUGGCAUAAGAUGACUGCUUUAAAUAAUAGCAUUGGCCAUCGUCUAAUUUGACGUCCAGUCUCCAGCCCCGUGCUUGUGAAGUAUUCCUCUGACCAGCAGGAGAGCACAGCCCUGUGAGGCUCCCUGGGACCACGCAUGUUGUAUUGUCAGGACCAGAGCUGGCAUUGAAAUGCCACUGAGCCACGUGAGGGCACUGCGGCCCCGUUCUGUAAGGCUGGGCUCUUCAAGGAGCACUGGUUUAACUGGAAACCUUUGGCUGACCAGUGUCCUCCCCUUUGGGCAAAAUUGCUUUUCCACCAAACCUGGAUUUUGAAAAUGGAAAUAGUUCUGGCAAUAACAGAAAGACGUCUUUAAAUACCUAUAUCUAUAUAUAUAUAUAUUAAAAAAAAUGUUGUAAUUAAGAGUGGCGACCAGGUCAGAUUUAUUUUUACAGUAUUACUUGUUUUUUUCCUGUAUGUAUGUCAUGUAUGAACCCGAUUUAAAUCUGUAAGCACUUUGUUACUCUUUAUACAAACAAAUCUAAUAAAGAUUUUUUUUUUCUCCA